GUGAUAAUGUCGAUCAGAUAAUUGUUAUGCAUGAUCUGAGAGAAACGAAACGUUCUGGUAGAGUAGCUGACACAGAACUAACAGCUUUAACAAUAGCUUGUUUGAAACAAGAUGUCAAACUCGUUGAAAAAUUAAUACAGAAAGGUGCAGAUGUUGAUUUGGUUGCCAGUGUAGAUCGCCUUAGAAAUUACUAUUACUGUGGACCUAUAUAUUGUGCUGCAGCCAACUAUAGCUAUGACGUUGAAAUUGUGAAACUUCUCAUAGAUGCAUUGCGUGAUAAAACGAAAGUUUUGGGAGUGGACAUUACCAGAUUCCAAGGAUUCCGACAGUGUGGCAGACAUGGAAUUAUUGGCCCAAUUCCACGGCAUUUUCAAUAUUCUUCAUGCUUUUUUGGUCCUGAAAUGUUUUUAAAAGUACUUGAACAGUAUUUAAAUGCUGGCGUUAAACUUAACACUACAUCCUGGGGACCAUGUCUCUUUUUAGGGAGGGGUAAAGUUAAUACGAAAGUAUCAUAUCCUUCUGGAAUUUAUGAACCGUGGUUUUUUUGUACUGCUGCAAUAAUGCUAUUGCAACAUGGUGUGGAUCCAAACUUGUAUAAGAUUGAUAAUGUUUUACGUCAAAGAUGUAAACUCUACGAUCAUAUUAUUUAUCGUUUCGUUCGAAAUAUGUAUAGCUGUAUUGAUAAACAGACAUUUAUAACAACAUUUUUGGCUGCUGGGUAUGAUCUAACCGUAUCUGAUAUGAACUGCUUUGGAGAAGAUUUUCGUAAAAGUGACAUUGACCUUAAAAUAAUGAACGAUUUUGGAAGACCGCAAGGUUUAAAGCACCUUGCUCGAACAAUAAUUCGGGAACACAUCAGAUCCGUUAAUAUGGACACAUCUGUAUUUCCUGUAAUAGACAAGUUAAAACUUCCUACGAUUCUUAAAGAUUUUUUAAAACUAUAUGACGUUAGUCCUGCGAUGUGACAUCAAUGAUUUGCUAUAAAGACAGACCCCAGAAUCAUUGACACUAUCCAUGCACACCAAAUCUGAUUUGUACCAUUUUGUAUUAUUAUAAUUUACCAAAUUUGGCUAUGAGUAAGAAAUGAUACUCAAUUCAUUUCAUUAUUCUUCAUUACUCAUCAAACCUGACAUAUUUUUAAAAAUGUGUAUGCAAUGUAGAUUGUUUUAGAUAAAUUUUGUACUUUU
Molecule: messenger RNA, 1187 nt
Organism: Mytilus californianus (California mussel)
Lineage: Eukaryota; Metazoa; Mollusca; Bivalvia; Mytilida; Mytilidae
Exons: 4
Coding region: 27-965 (312 amino acids)
Biological process (GO): intracellular signal transduction
Molecular function (GO): protein binding
Source: RefSeq, a predicted model, not a curated record